Messenger RNA from Amaranthus tricolor (Joseph's coat), 3295 nucleotides. RefSeq names its product pentatricopeptide repeat-containing protein At1g06140, mitochondrial-like. The transcript has 2 exons. Gene Ontology annotation, biological process: RNA modification. The record is from RefSeq and is a predicted model, not a curated record. Gene Ontology annotation, molecular function: RNA binding; protein binding. NCBI's taxonomy places the organism in Eukaryota, Viridiplantae, Streptophyta, Magnoliopsida, Caryophyllales, Amaranthaceae. Bases 341 to 2782 code for a protein of 813 amino acids.
CAAACCACACGAAUAAUGCGUCGCAAAUCAACAUACUGCAAGCUUCGUUUCUUCGGCAUGCCACGCAUUUUAAUUUCCUCCAUCUGCUACUAUUUUCAUAUGUUACGCACGAAUUAACCGCAUCUAGUCUCCAUUUUCAUUGUACAGCUUUUACCAAUAAUAGGAACCAUCGUGUACUCCUGCUACUGAUAGGAACUGAUAAGGGCCAAGAAUCGUGUACUGCUGCUACUACAAUCUUAGCACGACCUAAUUUCCCAACCCAAAUUAAAGGUGAUAGCCAUUCGGGUAGAGCAUGGAAUACCAAAAAUAAUUUGAGUUCACAAAAUAUGGGAUUGGAAGUAUGGUGGCAACUAUCUCCCAUUUUGAUGUACUCAUACCUCAAUCUCACCAUUUCAACUUUAGUCAGCAUCACUUGUUACAUAAACAUCGUAGGUUUCUCUCUCUUUCUCACAAUACUAAUUAUGCUUCUAUCUCCUGCAAUUCCUGUUGCGCAAACCUUUAUUGUACAUCACAAAAUCAGUCUUUUCACAAUCUCCCAAUUAAAUGUAGUUUUACUCAAAAUAAAGGUAUAACUAAUGAAUCAUCUGUUGACGACUUGAUUAAAGAGCUUACUUCCAAGGGUUUUUGCGAUGAUGCAGUCAAGCUUUACAUAAGCAUGUUGGAUGAUGGUUCAUUCCCAAAUUUUUUUCAUUCCUUCCCCAUUUUACUUAAGGCUAUCGGUGGUCUUUGUGAUUUCAAAUUAACUAGUCAAAUUCAUGGGCAUUUGUUGAAGUUGGCAGUGAUCAAGUAUAUAUCUGUAGCAAAUUCUCUUUUAAGUACUUUUUGGAAAUGUGGUGCACAUGAUUAUGCAAUAUGGAUGUUCAAGACAAUGCAGGAGAAGGAUUCAGUUUCAUGGAGCACUAUGAUCAAUGGUUUUCAACAAUCAAGGUUGUAUAUUAGGUCAUUGGAGUGGUUUACACUCAUGAUUUGUGAAUUCGGAAUACAUCCAAAUAGGGUAGCUUGCGUUUCAGCACUUUUGUCAUGCGCUUCAAUCAAGUCUCCAAUGCAUGGGAAAGAGCUUCAUGCAUUUUUGAUAAAAAAUGGUUUGGAUACCGAUGAGUUUGUCUUAAGUGGGUUGCUCGAGUUUUAUAUGAAAUGUGGUUUUGUGAAGUAUGCGAAACAACUUUUUAAGAGCGUUGCUGCUGAUGCAAGAGAAAAUUACGUGUUGUGGAAUGUUAUGAUUUUGGGAUAUGUCGAAAACGAGUGUUACUCGCAGGCACUAUUUUCUUUCAUUGAAAUGAUGAUAUCAGGAGUAAAACCCGAUUCUUCCACUAUGGUGGCUGUCCUUGUCUUGUGUUCGGAGUCGUUGAAUUUAGCCUUGGGACAGCAAAUUCAUGCUCUAAUUAUCAAAGAUGGUUUGGAUAUAGACGUUAGAGUUAGAACCUCGCUUAUAGACAUGUACUUUAACUGUGUCCUUCCUGAUUUUGGCUUAAAAUUAUUCAACGGCUUCCAUAACCACAAUUUAGUCAUGUGGGGUACUGUAAUAACACAUUGUGCUCGAUUUGGUUAUUCUCGGAAAGCUUUGGAUCUGUUUGUUGCUGGCUUGAAUCAUGGAUAUGUUGAUUCUGUUAUAUUAUUAGCUGCAUUUCGAGCAUGUUCAUCUCUAGAACUUGAAGCUGAAGGCAGGUUUGUUCAUGGAAUUACAGUUAAGUUGGGGUUGGACCUUGAUACAUUUAUCUGUAGCGCCUUAGUUGAUAUGUAUAUGAAAUGCCGAGACAUAUCAUCGGCUAAAACUGCAUUUUCGAGGUUACCUAUGAAAGAUGAAGUAUCUUGGAGCUGUUUGAUAUCCGGGUAUGCUCAUAAUGAAUCCUGGGAUGAUGCUGUAAGUGCAUUUUUGGAGAUGCAGAGUCGUCAAAUCAGGCCCAAUGCAGUCAUAAUCUCGUGUCUCCUAUCGAUUUGUGCACGUAUAUAUUCAAAUUUACAGUGUAAAGAAAUUCAUGGCUAUAUGAUACGGAAUGGAUUCGACACAAAUACGCUUGUGAAUAAUUCCCUUGUAGCAUCAUAUGCAAAAUGUGGAAACAUGAAAAGUUCACGGAUAGUCUUUUCGCGCAUGCAGGAGAAAGACGCAGUUUCAUGGAACUCAAUGAUGUUGGUAUUGGGUUUACAUGGUCAUGUCGAUGAAUUGCUCGAUUUGUUCGAUAAGAUGAAAAAGAUUGGUUUGAGACCUGACCGCAAAACAUUUACCGCAAUUCUAUCUGCUUGUAGUCAUACCGGAAGAAUUGCUGAAGGCCUCAAGUAUUUUAGAAGUAUGACAGAAGAAUACAUGCUUGAACCCGAACUUGAGCAAUAUACUUGUUUGGUCGACCUUUUAGGUCGUGCUGGCUAUGUAGACCAAGCAUACGACCUGAUUACUACUAUGCCCCACACACCGGAUGAUCGUAUUUGGGGAUCAUUGCUCGGAUCUUGUCGAAUCCAUGGUGAUGAGCGUUUAGCAGAGGUUGUGGCGAAUCACAUUUUCGAGUUGAACCCUGAUAGCAUUGGGUAUCGUGUACUUCUUGCGAAUAUGUAUGAGGAUUCGAAAAAAUGGAAUGAUGUGACGGAACAUAGAGCCAAAAUCCAAGAUAUGGGACUGAAGAAAAGUCCUGGGUGUAGCUGGAUUGAUGUUAAUAAUCAGAUUCAUGUGUUUACUGCAAGUGAUCGAACACACCAUCAAGUAGAACAUAUAUAUGUCACGCUUAAAUUUUUGACCACAGAGAUGUUAGAAAAUGGAUAUGUCCGCAAUUGUAGUUUAUGUAAAAGUUAACAAUUUUUACUCCAUUUGAAAAAAAUUUGGAUUUGAAUCAUCAAGUAAAGGACAUCUCUCUCAAGUAUUAAUUUCCUUUUUUUUUUAUGGGGUUUUCUUCUAAAUUUUUUUUCCAUAAUCAUUUCCUAUGUGGUGAGUAUAAUUUAAAGAGGAGUUAAUAAAUUAUAAUUGUAGAUUUUAAUUUACAAAGGCUAAGUUGUGACAUGGACAUAAGUAAAGGCGAUAGGGUGAGUAAGAUCGAGCCCCACAAAAACAUGUGAAGCAAUGCAGUGGCCGAAAAGAGAAAUACCAAGCUGAAUACAUCUGAUAUAACUGAGUUUUUUUUUAUUAAGUGUUUUCUUGUUUAAGAAUGUAGUAAUGGUUUAUUUGUUGUUACUAAUAGCUAGAAAAUCAUAACUUAGUUAAAACAAUCAGCAGAACACUUGCACAAAAUGAUGAAGUAGAGAGCUUGGUCAAGUGAAGACUAAUAUUACUUCAAGAUUCGGAGUAAAUAUGAUAUUUUCCUCUUUUAAA